CCCGCCGUUUGCAUCGGCCUUUUUUUUUUUUCCCCUCUCCUCCGGCUUUGUUUACCUUAUAAGGAAGGUCAACAUUACAAAGUCGAGAGUGCCUGUUAUCAUCCCCUGGAUUUCGACAAAUAGUUCCCUGAACCAGAACGUUCCAUGUGAAAGAUGGCUGGGCAUUCAAUCUUGCUGGCUGCUGUCUCAGUCCUGUCGGCCUGUCAACAAAGUUAUUUUGCUUUGCAUGUAGGAAAGGCAAGAUUAAAAUACAAAGUCACACCCCCAGCAGUCUCUGGGUCACCAGAGUUUGAAAGGAUAUUUCGUGCACAACAAAACUGUGUGGAGUUUUACCCCAUCUUUCUGAUUACAUUGUGGAUGGCUGGAUGGUAUUUCAAUCAAGUUUUUGCUACUUGUCUGGGUGUGGUCUACAUUUAUGCCCGUCACCAGUAUUUCUGGGGCUAUUCAGAAGCAGCUAAAAAAAGGAUCACCGGUUUCCGACUGAGUCUGGGGACUCUGGCUUUGCUGACGGUCCUAGGCGCCCUGGGGAUUGCAAACAGCUUUCUGGAUGAAUACCUGGACCUCAAUGUUGCCAAGAAACUGAGACACUUCUGACGUUACCCCCUCCCUUUGCCCAAAUGCUUGCAGAAGCUAUUUCCACCCUGAAGGUCAUGUGCGGUCAAUUGAUCAAUUCUUUAAAAGAAGUCUUUGUUUUGUUUUUCCUGAAAUGGCUUUGUAGGAACAUGCCCAUUAGAGAACACAUUUCCUGUUUAAGAAUUAAAGUCCGCCCUGAGGGGAGAGAGCCACAUCCUCAGUGGAAGUGCACGGGCUCUGGUUCUGGAAGCGCAUGCUGAAGUCACGAUUGCUUAUGCACCCUGACCGUGUGCUGGGUUUUCUAUGGGGCCACCAUCGUCCCCUGCCUCUGAUGAUCGUCCCACUUCUGUCUUGAUGGAACGUUCCAGACAGAUGCUGAUAAGGCAGCCGUGCUCACUUCAUUGGUCGUAGGAGAGCAACAGAUGGCUGCACAUGGGGGACGUCAGGCAAACACGUAGAGUAGCCAGAGAAGAGAGUCAUCAACUAAUAGCACAAAACAAAUCUGGGUACGAAAUUUACUUUUUAAAGAAAAAAGGAAGAAGAAAAAAAGGGGGAGCAUUCAUUUUUAAGGAACCAUUCAGAGACUAGUGUGCAGUGGAUGUCCUUGCCCCUGGCCAGGGGAAGGAGGGGCACGGUCACAGCUAGAGCUGGGUUCCGCUGUACGUCCUGCGUCCCAUGCGGUUUGGGGUCGGCAGCUGUUGUGACCCUGCAGUGCGGUCACGGUGUGGCACAAUGCAAAUGACCCUCCUUUACUUUCUUCAUCUUCUUUUUCUUCUUUUUUUUUUAAGAUUAUUUAUUUGAGAGAAUACACAAGUAGGGCAGCAACAGAGGGGAAGGGAGAAGCAGGCUCCCCGCAGAGCAGGGAGCCCGAUGUGGGGACUCGAUCCCAGGACCCUGGGAUCAUGACCUGAGCCGAAGGCAGACGCUCAACGACUGAGCCACCCAGGCGUCCCUGCUUUCUUCAUCUGUAGGCUGGGAAUGAGUUCACCUCACAGUCUUCAGGGAUGUUAGGAAAAUGGAAUUAUGAGCACAGAUAACACAUUUUAACAUCCGGAAAAGGGCUCUUUGUCCAUUUUUCUAAAGAAAUCUGGACAGCCUCGAGUCUGUUAUGGGCAUCUUCAAGAAGCUGUUGACCGGGUGGGUACAAAGGAAGUUUUAAAGACUAUGAAUACUAGGAAAAGAAAUAAAGGCAAUUAAACACCAGCGUUUCCAGAAUAGUGGGGAAGAGAUGACACCGCCCUGCACCCCACGUAGCAGUACUAAAUAUUCACGAAUACACUGAGAACAUAACGGUCUGGGGAUAGGGCUAUCAGGAUCCUACUCAAUGGCUGUUUGCCUUCGAGUAAGGCACCUCGACAGUAGGGGCCGGGCAGUGAAGAAGCGAAGACCAGAGCCCGGCAACACGAACCCUCUUCUAGGACGUGCUGGGCCUCCUCCCGCAGCUCUUCGCGGCUCUCGGCCUCCGUUUUCCUUGGGUAAAAUGGGCCUUUACUCACUCUAAAAUGCUGUGUUUCUAUGGCCUUUUGCUUGUUAGUAUUCUGAUCAGUUACGGUGACUUGUAUUGUGACAUUUAAUUGUUUUACACAUUGAAGACAAUAAGGAAGAAAGAAUGCAAAUUUUUGACCCCAAAGAACAAUUACUGCAUAAUCAUAUCCUUCUGAA
Mirounga angustirostris (Northern elephant seal) is the source of this 2235-nucleotide messenger RNA. RefSeq names its product microsomal glutathione S-transferase 2 (gene MGST2). Gene Ontology annotation, cellular component: membrane; nuclear envelope; endoplasmic reticulum. Gene Ontology annotation, biological process: leukotriene biosynthetic process. Bases 154 to 594 code for a protein of 146 amino acids. The transcript has 5 exons. Gene Ontology annotation, molecular function: leukotriene-C4 synthase activity; enzyme activator activity; glutathione peroxidase activity. The record is from RefSeq and is a predicted model, not a curated record. Lineage: Eukaryota; Metazoa; Chordata; Mammalia; Carnivora; Phocidae.